AUGGCUCCCAUGUUGGCACUGAGGCUCUGCUACUGGUGCUGUGUUGAAUCGGGAGAGAAAAGGGAGGCCUCCACGACACUUGAGUGCUGUGCAAGUGCAGCAAGCCCAGCCUUUGGUAAAGAAGGAAGUCAGCAUUGUGAAGAAUACAUUUCCCCCCCUUCGCCGACUGCAUCCUUUUCAUCUGCUACCACUGCUGUGAGCAAAGUUUCCUCUGUUUCCUCCGUUUCAUCACGCAUCAAAUCAUUCAAGUACCACCUGAAGAUGGCUUCUGAAGAUGAUGCCUUGGCAUCUUCUCUCAGUAACAAGAUAUGGCGAAACAUGAAGCACGAAAAUGACCACCUUCGACGAUUUCUCCCCGAGUCCAGCUGGGAUGAGCUCUGGAAAAUGAAUGAGGUCGAGGCGACUUUGAGGAAAUGCAGAACGGAACCAGCGCCAGACCUAGUCCACUUCAUUCUGAAAAAGGCACGCAAGAUAUUUGCCAUCCUCGUCACCAUGCGACAACCAGAGCUUAUCACCAGAUUCCAACUCGAGGAGUUUGGACAGGAGAAGCUCCCCGUCGAAAGGGAAUCUGUUCACACGAUGCUCGGGGGUGACAGUGGCAGCAUCUCGGAUUUCUGUGACAAGCAGUGGUGGUUUACAUCGCCGACAUUCACCAAGGACAAGUUCAGAUACGUCUUUGAUGAUCGCCAUCACCUGCCCUUCACAACAACUGGAAGACAAGCAACCCUCGGUGCUUCGAACUACAGCACCGUCGAGGAAAAGAGCAUUCACGUUGACCACGUUGAGCUUUGGGCCGAUCAGAAUCCCGCAAUGGAUGAGUUUGGAAACCCACGUGUUGCCGUCAAAACGCUUCUGAGCUCGGACUCGGAUCCAGCCGACCAAGAAGCCAAGGUUCUUGAGACGAUGAGAAACCUUCAAACCGACCACGUGAUCAAAGCAAUUGCCUACUAUCGCCGCGAGGACAAACAUCACUUCAUGUUUCCUUGGGCAGAGUAUGGGAAUUUGUGGGAGUUUUGGGCCAAGGGCAAAAGCCCACGAGCUCUGGAGAAGCCCUACCUCGUCUGGAUUUUCAGGCAACUCUCAGGACUGGCCGAUGCCAUUGAGAAGUUACACAACCAGUCCGAGUCGAAGAACUGCCGCCACGGAGAUCUGAAGCCCGAAAACAUUCUGUGCUUUCGACAGGGAGACGGCAAGGAUAGCGGUCCAGCUCCUGCGGUAAGAAUGGUGAUUACUGACGUCGGAUUAGCCAAGGAUCACAUAGUACGGACGCAGCUUCGGGAAAGCACAAACACCAAGGUGUCGACUAAGCGGUAUGCGGGUCCGGAGAUGGACAUCGCCCCAAAGGCACCACUGUCGAGGCGUUUUGACAUUUGGAGCAUGGGUUGCAUUCUCCUCGAGUUUGUGAUCUGGAUCCUCUACGGCGGAGACGAGCUGGUAAAAUGCACCAAUGCUGCCAACUCAACCUUUUACAGGGCAAUCAGAGACGACAGUGGUCAAAUCACGUCAGCUGAGAUCGAUCUCAGAGUCCAAGGCUGGCUGUCAUACAUCCGCAGGGACUGGAGAUGUCCUAGGGGGACUGCCAUUGAGCUACUUUUGCGUCUGAUUACCGAAAAGCUCUUAGUUGUCAACGUCCAGGAGGCUCCCGGCCCGCCCUCUUCUAUCACCUCUACAAGACAAUCUCAGGCUCGAAUUUACGCGCCUGAGAUGAGACGGGAGUUGGAGACCAUUCUGACACAACUGGAAGCUGAUAAGAUCAAAGCCGUAGGAGACAAGCCAUCAAGCAACUCUUCGGCUCCCUUAGGACCCUCUCAUGCCAUUCCAAUCACAAAGGGCGGUCACCUUGCCCCUGCUACUUCCAGCACUCGGAAUCUGACCAAAGCUUUUGGACAAAAGGAAUAUUUCUCACUCUACUAUGUGAACCUUGCUAACCGCUUCGAGACCCUGACCGACAAAUGGAUAUACACACCCGACGACGCCUUUGCGGCUGCCUUCUUCAAUGAUAUCAAGCGAGCUACUCACAUUCAGCCAGCACCAGAGCCGCAGCUCUGUAGGCGGUGUCGCGGUCUUCCUCUUUGGUCCAUCCAGUGCCACUUCACGGAUUCUCGGGCGGGUCUUGAUACCAACGCUCAGGAGGAUAACUGUGAGCUUUGCUGUCUUCUAUCUUACUGCAUUCGAGAUCGGUCGUAUCAUCCCACAGAUACAGUUCAUUUUGCUCGCUUGGGAUCGUACCUUACAGUCGAUGACGGUAAAGGGCAGCCUGUUGUCAAUCUCUGUACAGCACCGGUAUCCGGUGUCAAGUCUUUACAGAAUGUCCAAACUGGGUUCUCGAUACUUCCGGGUGCUGGCAGUGAGGCGCACUUCAAAGUUUUGAGGGAGUGGAUUCGCGGUUGCGACAGUACCCAUCACUGCAUGCCCAAGCGACUUGAUUUCAUACCCUCACGACUUAUUCACAUCAGCAACUUGGACUCCGAUCUUGUUCGAGUGGUAGAAAGAGAUGACGGAUUGAUCCAACCCGUCAAGUAUGUGGCCUUGUCCCAUCGCUGGGGCUCACCUGACCACUACGAACGAUUUUGCGCCACAACAACCAACUUCCAGGAGCUGAAGGAUGGCUUCAAGGCAUCCAGUCUCCCGCAAACCUUUCGUGAUGCCGUUUCUGUUACCCAGGGGCUCGGACUAGAGUACGUCUGGAUCGACUCAGUCUGCAUUGUCCAAGAUGACGCAGAAGACUGGCACAUCGAGUCCAAACUCAUGGAGCAGGUCUUCAGCUCAGCAUAUUGUACCCUUGCUGCAAGCUGUGCUUCGGGCACAAACGACGGGUUUCUCAAGGUGCGGCCUGAGAGACGGUGCAUCCCCAUGACUUUCGGCGAUGCUACCUACUACGCGUGCGAGAACAUCGACGACUUUGGCACCCAUGUUGACCAGAGCGAACUGAACCAAAGAGGCUGGGUCAUGCAGGAGCGAGCGUUGUCACGACGGACCAUCUACUUUGUGGAGAAUCAGUCAACACUCCCAUUCGUGAUGCUAAUCCGAGACCACAGUCGCAAGGCUUCAUUCCUUGGUGACGCCAACUUUCCCCACUCAGCAGAGCAAUACGUCAAGGGGUUAAAGAUCGAGUUUUUCCAAGACCUUUACGUGCGGUACUCCAAGUUGGCCCUCUCGUUUGCCUCGGAUCGACCAGUCGCCAUCAGGGGGCUCGAGAAUAGACUUCUCAGUACUUUCAAGAGCACCGGCGGAUAUGGAUUGAUAGACCGCUAUCUACACCGGUCCUUGCUCUGGAAGCGUGAAGGAGAGACCUUGAGACGCAUUGCACCUAGACGAGGUGAGACUGUUCCUUCUUGGUCGUGGAUGGCCUACGAUGGGGCUAUCGACUAUGUGUCUGCUCCUGGUGGAAAGGUUUCGUGGUUCAGCAACAUUCAGUCUCCCUUUUCUCGAGCGCCAAGUGAGUCAAGCCACGAUGGAGAUGAGAGUCUUGCCCUGGAGGCACCAGUUCGGAGAAUCAUCAACGACCCUCCCAAGGAGUCCAUGUUCCUGGACGAGCCAGGCCGAGACUUGACACAGCCUAUGCAGUGUGUUGUGUUGGGUAGCGGCAGUCAAAGCUCUACGGGAGACUGUCAGAGACAUUGGGUCAUUUUGGUCAACCGUAUCUCCAAUGCCGAUGGUUCCGGUAGCGGUUUAUAUGAAAGGGUUGGGGUUGCCAUUCUUGAAGGACGACAUCUCGAUUAUCAAGGCCUGGCAAGAGGGAUUAGGGUUCAAUGA
Messenger RNA from Fusarium vanettenii 77-13-4, 3756 nucleotides. RefSeq lists its product as uncharacterized. The transcript has 10 exons. Gene Ontology annotation, molecular function: protein kinase activity; ATP binding. Lineage: Eukaryota; Fungi; Ascomycota; Sordariomycetes; Hypocreales; Nectriaceae. Bases 1 to 3756 code for a protein of 1251 amino acids. Gene Ontology annotation, biological process: protein phosphorylation. The record is from RefSeq and is a predicted model, not a curated record.